This is a messenger RNA of Miscanthus lutarioriparius, 2493 nucleotides long. The record is from the annotation of a GenBank genome assembly. NCBI's taxonomy places the organism in Eukaryota, Viridiplantae, Streptophyta, Magnoliopsida, Poales, Poaceae.
AUGGAUGGGUUCAUGGCGAGUGCAGCGACGGGGGUGAUGAGCUCCCUUCUUGCCAAGCUCGGCGAGCUGCUCGGGGAGGACUACAAGAUGCAGAGGGGCAUGAGGCGCGAGAUCGCGUUCCUCAAGGAUGAGCUGAGCAGCAUGAAUGCACUGCUUGAGAGGCUAGCUGACUCGGAGACGCUUGAUCCGCAGACGAAGGAGUGGAGGGAUCAGGUGAGGGAGAUGAGCUACGACAUUGAGGAUUGCAUCGAUGAUUACAUGCGCCAGCUGCAGAAUGAGCCACAGAGGCAUAGUGGGAUCACUGGAUUCUUCUUCGGGUAUGUCCAGAAAGUGAAGGAUCUUGUUACCUGCCAUGAGAUUGCCGAGCAGAAUCAGGAGCUCAAGGCUCCAAUUGUUGAGGCGGGCCACAGAAGGAAGAGGUACAAGAUUGAUGAAACAGUUAAUUUUGGUGGCGUCAAUGUGAUCCCUGUGGACCGUCGGUUGCCAGCUCUCUAUGCAGAAUUGGGUGGCCUUGUUGGUAUCAAUGCUCCUAGAGAUGAGGUCAUCAAGCUAGUUGACGAUGGGGCGCAGGGGGUCAAGGUGGUGUCUAUUGUGGGUUGUGGAGGAUUAGGAAAGACUACAGUUGCAAAUCAAGUUUACAAAAAUAUUGCUAAGAAAUUUGAUUGCCAAGCUUUUGUGUCCUUGUCCCAAAAUCCUGAUAUGGUGAUCAUCUUUCGGUCCACACUGUCUCAAGUCAAGAAGGAUGAGUGCCAUAGCACCAGCUCAUGUGACAAGGAACUUCUCAUUAGUGAAUUGAGGGAUUUCCUAAAGGACAAGAGGUAUUUUAUUAUAAUUGAUGACAUAUGGAGCACCCAAGCAUGGAAGACAAUUAAAUUUUCUUUGGUUGAGAAUGCUUGUGGCAGUAGAAUAAUAGUGACAACAAGAAUUGGUACUAUUGCCAGAUCUUGUUCAUCUCCAUUCCAUGAUCUCGUAUUCGAAUUAAGGAUGCUAAGUGCAGAUGACUCCAAAAGGCUAUUCUUUAGAAGAAUUUUUGGCUCUGAGGACAAGUGCCCUCACCAGCUCAAAGAGGUUUCAGUCGAAAUAAUUAAGAAGUGUGGUCGUUUACCAUUGGCAAUCAUUACUAUGGCUAGUUUGUUGACUACUAAAUCAUAUACCAGAGCUGACUGGUUGAAGACUUGUUUAUUGUAUCUAAGUAUGUUUCCAGAAGAUUAUGUGAUCGAGAGGGAUUAUUUGGUAAGAAUGUGGAUAGCAGAAGGAUUCAUUAGUGCACAUGGUAGAAGAAAUUUGGAGGAUGAAGGUGAAUUCUAUUUUAAUGAACUUAUCAACAGAAGCUUAAUGCAACCGGUAGAUUUCCAGUAUGAUGGUAGAGUAUACGCAUGCCAACUUCAUGAUAUGAUUCUUGAUCUCAUUACAUGUAAGGCAGUUGAAGAAAAUUUCGUAACUGUUGUUACUAAUAGAAAACAAAUGUUGCCCUCACAUGGCAAGGUCCACCGACUCUCACUUGAAUGCCAUGAUCUUGAAAAUUUAAAAGCAAAUCCCAUUGUUACUACUCAUGUUCGGUCCCUGCACAUAUUUAGAUACUCUGAAGGAAUGCUUCCUCUUUCAGGCUUUCGGUCCCUAAGAGUGCUUGAUCUAGAUGGUAAUGAGAAUUUGGAAAGCUGUUAUCUGGAAGAUAUAGGGAAGUUAUUUCAGUUGCGAUACCUACGGAUUAAGUCAAGCAAUAUUACACUUCCAGAAAGGAUAGGAGAGCUUCAGUGUUUGGUGAUACUGGAUCUUCUGAAUUGUCUUAAUCUAGGUGAAUUGCCUACAAGUAUUGUUGAACUUCGGCACUUGAAAUGGUUAAUUGUUCCUCGAAUGAACUUGCCAGAUGGAGUUGGGAACAUGCAAUCCAUGGUCACUAGACUUCUUGUUGGAACCUUGGUCCCCAACUCCACAUCUCCUUCAGAAGUUAGUGAUCAAAGGAUGGCAUCUCAGCAACAAACCUCUCCUACAAGGUUUGUAAUUCCAGUUUGGAUGUCCUCGCUAACCAACCUCACCUACCUAGACAUUGAGGUUAAAGUUAGACAGGAAACUCCUCAGAUCCUUGGAGAUUUCCCUGCCUUACAAUUCCUGAAGUUGUGCUCAAAUGCAGCAGGAUCUGAGGUAAGGUGCCUUGUUGUCAGCAACAACGGAUUCCGAUGUUUGAAGAAGUUCAGGUUUGUUGGUUGGGUAAAUAUGAUGUUCAAAGAAGGAGCUGUUCCAGUGCUUGAAACUCUUGAAUUUCAAAUCAUAGUGCAUGAGGUGCAGACUGCAUGCAGGUUUGGUCCUCCAGAUUUUGGCAUCAGCCACCUCUCCACCCUAAGGAAUCUUGUUGUCAAUGUUCACUGUCAGGGUUCCAGAGUUAAAGAGGAGGAGGCACUGGAGGCUGCUAUCCGGAGUGCAGCCAGUAUGCUUCCUAAUCAUCCUACACCAGCUUUGCACAGAUUUCUUGAGUCAGAACUCGUAAAAGAAUGA